Molecule: messenger RNA, 3005 nt
Organism: Mugil cephalus (flathead mullet)
Lineage: Eukaryota; Metazoa; Chordata; Actinopteri; Mugiliformes; Mugilidae
Product: protein mono-ADP-ribosyltransferase PARP11-like
Exons: 8
Coding region: 272-1255 (327 amino acids)
Molecular function (GO): NAD+ poly-ADP-ribosyltransferase activity
Source: RefSeq, a predicted model, not a curated record
GUUCCAUCUUAAUUAAACGCCGUGUUUUCUGCACAGAAAAAAAACAAACACUUCAAGCAUCGCUCCAAAAUCAGGGGGCGGAGUUACGUGACGAAUGACGUCGUGUCUACGACAAACCAGGAAAUAAAAGUAAACACGAAAAUGGUAUUUAGUCAUCCAAACUCAGGCCGAGUCUGUGAUUUUACUGGCGUCUUAUUAAUAAUGUAUGAAGUAUUAAUAUCCCGAUAAGGCCGGAGACACAUUUGGAGACAGACUGAGAACCGAUUUAGCUAUGUUAGCCAUCAGAGCUUCAGAGGAGGAGUCCACUGAGAUGGAGGAGAUGGACACCUCCGAGCCCAACUGGUGCUGGUUCUACCUGGCCGAGUGUGGAGUGUGGCAUAUGUUUGAGAUUGAUCCCAGUGCAGCCUGCUCUGUGACCAGUGCUCAGAUAGAGCAGUGCUACAACAGAAACCAGCGCGGCGUCAUGGAGUUCUACACGGCCAAGUACACGUACAGACUGGACUUCUCAGUAAUGCGGCAGAUAAAUGUAACAACAGGAAAGCAGCGGCCGAUCAAACGCUCACUCCACUCUGCAACUGGCUUCAGAUUCAUUUGUGAUAAUCUUGCCUUGCCUGUUCCCUGUCACUGGGAAAGAAUCAAUACAGACGAGCCGUAUCAGCUCAUCCAGCUUGGCAGAGACACAUAUGAAUUUAAAGAGGUAGCCAGACUUUAUGAAAGGACGAUGGAUCAUCCAAUCAAAUCCAUCCAGAGGAUUCAGAACUUGGACUUAUGGGAGUUCUUCUGCAGGAAGAAAACACAGUUGCGAAAAGUCAAGCGAACAUUGGAUAUUGAGGAGCGAAUGCUGUUCCACGGCACAGGACACAGCAACAUACAAGCUAUAUGUACAUUUAACUUUGACUGGCGGCUGACAGGAAGCCAUGGUGAUGUCUAUGGCAAAGGGAGCUACUUUGCCCGGGAUGCCAAAUACUCCAGUAAAUUCUGUCACACCACAGGGAAACACAACAACACCUUACAGAGACAUGGACUCACACCGCCCAUAUUUGCUACUGAGCCACCAUAUAAGACAAUGUUCCUGGCCAGAGUGCUUGUUGGGGAAUACACGGUUGGUCAUCCUAUGUACUGCAGACCGCCCUCCAAGGAUGCCAGCUUCACAAACUUUUAUGACAGCUGUGUGGACGACAUGGCCAAUCCAAAGAUCUAUGUCAUUUUUGACAGCAACCAGAUUUACCCAGAGUAUCUGAUUGAGUUCUACUGAUGUCUAACCAACAUGGAAAUGUUAGGAUACAGGAUCAGACGACGAGAGGAGACGGGUGAAGAAGCAGCUUAAAGGACAAGUGUGUGGGGUUUACCGGCAUCCAGCGAUGAGCUUGGACUUUGCAUCCAAGCGAAAGCCCUUCCAUUUCCAAGCGUGCAGGACUCGCUCCAAUUUCAAACAACUGUAAAAUUGCUAGAGACCCUUCAGCGUUUGGUUUGUCUAAUCUGGGCAACUGUAAAUAGAUGGCAGCGCAACAUGGAAGAGUUCCCGACGUAGAUAUGAAGACCCUUUUUUAACAAAAACAUCUACUAGCCAAUAACUAAGGCCUUAAGCCUUAUUCUUAGUAUUAGCUUAGCACAAGCCAACAAAAAGCUUUAUUCUAAGCAAGGGGUUAAUAGUCAUAUUUAUUAACUUAGCCUUAUUCGAAACUUCUAGCUAAUAUUCAUGUUUUGGUCAUGAUAUGAACAGCUUGUUCUUGACUGACAAAAACACAACUAUUGGCUAUCAGCUUAGAAUAAGGCUAAGGUAAUGUAGAUAUGACUGUUAGCUACUAGCUUAGAAAAGGGGUAAGCUAACAAAAAUCUUAGCUUUAUUCAAACUUACAACAAGAUUUAGCUUGUAGGGCUAGCUUUUAUGUAACCUUAGCCUUAUUCUAAACUUCUAGUUUAUAUUCAUGUUUUUGUCAUGAUGUAAAUUGCUAAUUCUUGUCUGACAAAAACACAACUAUUGGCUAUUAUCUUAGAAUAAGGCUAAGCUAAUGAAAAUGUGACUAUUAGCUGCUAUCUUACAAAAGGGCUAAGCUAACAAAAAUCUUAGCUUUCUUAAAACUUACAAGGUUUAGCUUGUAGGACUAGCUUUUAUGUAACCUUAACCUUAUUCUAAGCUAGUAAUCCAUUAGCUUAUUAGCUCAGAAUGAGCUAUUGUAAACUAUAUUUCUGUUAAUAGCUGUAAAUCCUACACACUGGCCCUUUAAGAGACAUUUGGUUUUUAUUACAGUCAGAUCCAGUGCCUCACGGGAUCAUUGGUCAUAUAAAGUGCCUUUGGAAAAACUGGAAAAGCAUGAAGACAAUAAAGACAGUGUGUACAGUUUCAUUACUGUACAGGAUAUGUAAAGUCAGGACCUUGUGGUUGGUAUGUUACUGUGCUGUGUAAGGAUAAAAAAAUAAGGACUGAUAAUCAGUCUUUGUGUCAAUUUUGUAUUAAAUUCAGACUCUGUGCUUGCGUACUCAGUGUGUUAAAAAUAAGAGUGGCACUUGCAAAGGUACACAACCCUUCCUUCACAUCCACAGUGCCAUGCAUUCGCAUAUUCACAAAACCAAAAACAUGUUCCUGCUCACUCAUUUUUGCACACUGAUCUGUACAAAAAAAUAUCUGUGUGUAGCUUGUGUCAUAUCAACAUAUAAGCAUGGUAUUUUGUUCACAGUUAUUAUUUUUUAUGUUCUCCUAAAAACUCUUCUACCUCUGUAUUUUUAAACCAUGCACCAAUGCGCCCCUUUCUGUGAAAGGUUUCGUAAUUGUGUCACAAUGACACAAAGUUGUGAUGUCGUGUUUAUUUGUCGGCCCUGAGCAAUAUGUUUUUGUUAUUUUUUUUUUUUUCCCCAGUCUGCAUAAGAUUUGACGAUGACUUGAAUUUCUACAUUCAUUUCAAACCAACAUCAUUAGACUGUGACGUCGCCACCUGAUUAAAUACGCAGGUUGUGUUUGCACCGGUUGUCAAAUUCAUUGAAAAAAAAAAAAAAAAAAAAAGAAU